CGGAGCUUUUCCAGUGUGGAUGACUUUACGUCGCUCCCUAUCCUCGGAGCUUAAAUAAACCUUUGGGGGAGGGAUCCCUGAGAGCUGUCGCACAACUACGGCAGAGACUACUUCCCGACUUGAGCUGUCUGAGGCAGGAGGGCUGCGGAGGGUCUUUACUACCCAAAUACUCCAAAGAAGAAGAAGAAGGAGCAGGAGAAGAAGAAGAAGAAGAAGCAGCAGCUUUUUUGAAAGGAUUAGAUAUGACGGAUGCUAAUGGCGGGGCUACACGGCGGGACUGCCCGUGAAUAAGAUGAGGAUUCCUCCGGUGUGGGCGCUGGGCGCUUGCCAGACUGGGUGAAGUGAGAACCAAGAGGGAAACCCGCUGAGGAUAUAAAACCACCUUGGACCGCUGAGGAGGACCUCCGUGCAGGUUCACACGGCCGUCGGCAGCGUGGAGCUUUCUGACCCAUGGAGAAUUAUUUCCAGGCAGAGGCCUUCAACCUGGACAAGGUGCUGGACGAGUUUGAGCAGAACGAAGAUGAGACCGACACUCCCAUCCUCUCCGAUGCCAAGUGGACCCAGAUCCUGGCCCCGCCGGCCCACAUGCUCUCGCUGAACCCCGCCCUGGCCCACGCCGACCUCAGCCCGCGGGAGAGCCCCCUGCCCUUCAAAACCCUCCCCGACUCGUCCUCCAGUGCCUCUCCGGGGGGCGACCCCAAAAGACAUCCCGGCGCAGAGCCUCCGUCCUGGGCGGAGGAGAGGCCGGCGGACGUCCACAGCCCCCCCCUCCCACAGCCCAACAUCGGCAAACUGGUGGGCACGGACGACCUCUCGCCGCCGCCGCCCCCUGUGACGGCCUGUGGUGCCGUGGAGAACGGCUGCACGGGCAGCCCGCGACCGGACGGGAUUAGCAGAGGGACAAACUCUGCAGACGUCCAGGCUGGUGCUUCUGAUCAAGAGGCGAAACGUGAGGUGGGAGAAGGCGGCGGAGGAGGAGGAGGAGGGUCCACAAUCAGUCACACUCACUUUACCUUUGAGGUGGCGCAAACUCCAUCUGAGGAACUAGCGUCGCAAAACGGGGAAGGUGUCAAAGGUGAGGGAAAUGCAGCUCCUUCACGAGACUGUGGUUCAGAAACUGCAGACUCCAAAGAGGAGCAGGGUCUCCUGAAUGGGGGGAGGACUGUUCGGCCUGGAUGCGAGUCGGAGGAGAAUGGUGUGUCUCCUCCUGACGGGGUUGGGGUGGAGGAGAAGGAACGGAGAUGUGGUCCAGAUGGACAAAUAGACCAGAGACUAACAAGCCUUCCCAAUGGUUUAGAGCAAGAAGAGCGUGGGAGCAGCUCCACGUCUAAAGAGGCGGAGGAGACGGAGGGGGAGGAAGACGGCCUUUCUCCGUCUCCUGUCCCCUCCAAAGAGGACUCUGUGACCGAGGAGAAAGAAAUGGAGGAGAGCAAACAGGAGAACGGAGGCGAUGGAGGAGCCGCGGGGUCAGGUAGCAUCCAACCAAAACUCAACAACAACACCAACAGGCUGCAGCCGGUGAGCGUUCCCUACGGGGGGGCGCGACCGAAGCAGCCGGUGGCGCUCAAACUCCAGAUCCCGCAGCCCCUGUCGGGUCAGGUCCAGAACCAGCUCGGCCCGGGCGCCGCCGGCAAGAACAAGAACCUGGAGAGCCAGUGCCGGCGGGGCGCGCCCUCCGAAACGUCGCCGAGCGGCGGGACCGAUCAGAGCGCCGGCGUGAACGGAGACGCCGCCGUCCACUCCCCUUCCCUGGUGUCCUCGGAGAGCCCGGACAACGACCUCCAGGCCGGACAGCAGGGCGCUCUGUGCAGGAAGGCCGCCAGCUCCCUGGGAGAGGUCGCCCCUGUGUGGGUGCCCGACUCCCAGGCUCCCGUCUGCAUGAAAUGCGACGUCAAGUUCACCUUCACCAAGAGGAGGCACCACUGCAGGGCCUGCGGCAAGGUGUUUUGUGCGACGUGCUGCAGCCUGAAGUGUAAACUCACGUACAUGGACAGGAAGGAGGCGCGUGUUUGUAUCACCUGUCAUUCUGCCCUGACGAGUGCUCAAUCAUGGGAGACGCCGGCCACUUCAAGCAACCAGAGCCCAAACCCCAACAACCCGGCAGAGUACUGCUCCACCAUCCCCCCCCUGCAGCAGGCCCAGGCCUCUGGGGUGCUCAGCUCCCCCCCUCCCACCGUCAUGGUGCCUGUGGGAGUCCUGAAGCAGCCUGGCAACGAGGGGUCCCUCUCGCGGGAGCAGAGGAGGGUGUGGUUCGUUGACGGCGUCCUACCGAACGGAGACGCAGCGGAGUCCCCCAAACCUCCGUCCUCCAGCCCAGCACCCUCUCAUUCACUGGCCAUCUCCACGUAUUCAAACAAAUCUUCCACUCCUGAGUCUUCAGAGGCCGCCCAGACCCCCGUGGCCCCGGUGGGCAGUCCCGUGGGCAGCUCUCUCAGCCUGAUCCCGGAGGACGGGCUCCCUCCCAUCCUCAUCUCCACCGGAGUCAAAGGAGAUUAUGCGGUGGAGGAGAGGCCGUCGGAGAUCGUCCUCAUGCAGCAGCUGGAGGAGGGAGGCCCGGAUCCCCUGGUCUUUGUGCUCAACGCUAACCUGCUCGCAAUGGUCAAGCUCGUCAACUACGUGAACAGGAAGUGCUGGUACGUGACGACGAAGGGCAUGCACGCCGUGGGCCAGGCGGAGGUCGUCGUACUGCUCCAGUGCUUACCCGACGAAAAGACCAUCCCCAAAGACGUCUUCACCCACUUCGUGCAGCUCUACCAGGAGGCCCUCAGUGGCAACGUGCUGAGCCACCUGAGCCACUCGUUCUUCACGCAGAGCUUCCUGGGCAGCAAGGAGCACGGCGGCUUCCUCUACAUCAGCCCCUCCUUCCAGUCGCUGCAGGACCUGCUGCUGCCCAACCCGCCCUACCUCUUCGGCAUCCUCAUCCAGAAGUGGGAGACGCCCUGGGCCAAGGUCUUCCCCAUCCGCCUCAUGCUGCGGCUGGGAGCGGAGUACCGAUUUUAUCCGUGUCCACUGUUCAGCGUUCGCUUCAGGAAGCCUCUCUUCGGAGAGACCGGUCACACCAUCAUGAAUCUUCUGGCAGACUUCCGUAACUACCAGUACACGCUGCCGGUGGUUAAAGGUCUGGUCGUGGACAUGGAGGUGAGGAAGACGAGCAUCAAGAUCCCCAGCAACCGCUACAACGAGAUUUGCCCGCACCGAAGACGCUCGUCAAGUCAUCACAUUUGUCUUCACUUAACUGAACAAAGCACGCACGUGCUGGCCAUGGGGGCGUGUUUCAACGACCGGGCCGACUCCCACUUGGUGUGCGUCCAGAACGAUGACGGGAACUACCAGACGCAGGCCAUCAGCAUCCAUCACCAGCCACGCAAAGUUACCGGGGCCUGCUUCUUUGUGUUCAGUGGUGCUUUGAAAGCAUCAUCAGGCUUCUUGGCUAAAACCAGCAUCGUGGAAGACGGCGUGAUGAUCCAGAUCACGGCCGAGACCAUGGACUCGCUACGGCAAGCCCUGAGGGACAUGAAGGACUUCACCAUCACGUGUGGCAAAGCCGACCAGGAGGAGAACCAGGAGCUCGUCCACGUCCAGUGGACGGAGGACGACCACAACUUCAACAAGGGUGUCAUCAGCCCAAUAGAUGGGAAGUCGAUGGAGUCCAUCACCAGCGUCAAAAUCUUCCACGGCUCAGAGUUCAAAGCCAACGGCAAAGUCAUCCGCUGGACCGAGGUUUUCUUCCUCCAGAGUGAAGACCAGCCCAACGGCCUGAGCGACCCGGCCGACCACAGCCGGCUGACGGAGAACGUGGCGAGAGCUUUCUGCGUGGCCCUGUGUCCACACCUGAAGCUGCUGAAGGAGGACGGCAUGGCCAAGCUGGGACUGAGGGUCACUCUGGACUCGGACCAGGUGGGCUACCUGGCAGGAAGUAACGGCCAGCCCCUCCUGCCCCAGUACCUGAGCGACCUGGACAGCGCCCUGAUCCCCGUCAUCCACAGCGGCGCCUGCCAGCUGAGCGAGGGCCCCGUCGUCAUGGAGCUGGUCUUCUACAUCCUGGAGAUCAUCUCCUAGGAGCCAACGAGGAGGAGACGCCGACCUGCAAACGCUUUCGCCUGCACCGUUUUGUUUUUUUUAAAAAUUUUCCAGCUGGGACGUCAUGUCGCCCGCCCGGUCCUUCCCCGUCAUCCCGUCCGCCUCCAGCCGUUUGCACUUCAGAAGAGCCAGAAAACUGUGCCGAGCCAGGCGGGGUAGCAUUCCUCACGUCAAACCUAUGCAUCAGAGGAAGCUCCGAGCAGAUCCGAGCGUCCGUCCUCGUACCUACACUUGGGAUGUUAGCGAGAGGAAGUCAAGUUGUGAAGAAGCGGAGAAGAUAUUAAACGGCUCUGGGUUCUCGGGUCGGUAUCGAUCAGGUCAAGUGUGGGUAUCCGGACAGACCUGCUGGUCGUGGCGUCUUGUAGCUCCUCAUCUUCCGAAUCAUUCGAAACUCCCGACGUCACUGUGGCAGCCGGAGGUCCACCCUAACCCUAACGCACUGAACUCUGGGUUAAAAAAAAAAACCUGCCUCUGUGUAGCACGGAUGCUGUCACAAAGGAGACUCACAUCCACUGCGGAGAAGGAGAAGAAGAAGAAGAAGAAGAGGUCUGGACGAGGAGGAAGAGGAAGGAGGAAGUAUCUCCGAUUUAGUUUAUCAGUGCCUGCAGCAGCGAUUCAUCGACGGAGGAGGGAAAA
Molecule: messenger RNA, 4716 nt
Organism: Mugil cephalus (flathead mullet)
Lineage: Eukaryota; Metazoa; Chordata; Actinopteri; Mugiliformes; Mugilidae
Gene: zfyve9a
Product: zinc finger, FYVE domain containing 9a
Exons: 20
Coding region: 451-4059 (1202 amino acids)
Biological process (GO): endosomal transport
Cellular component (GO): early endosome membrane
Molecular function (GO): metal ion binding
Source: RefSeq, a predicted model, not a curated record